Molecule: messenger RNA, 357 nt
Organism: Plectropomus leopardus (leopard coralgrouper)
Lineage: Eukaryota; Metazoa; Chordata; Actinopteri; Perciformes; Serranidae
Gene: ripply2
Product: ripply transcriptional repressor 2
Biological process (GO): embryonic pattern specification; negative regulation of transcription by RNA polymerase II
Cellular component (GO): nucleus
Source: RefSeq, a predicted model, not a curated record
AUGGAGACUCUGACUACCAAAAAAGGAUUAACUUCCGAUUUUUCUGGAGACAUUGAAUCUCAGCAGCCCGGUGGUUUGUGGAGACCGUGGACUGGAACAGAGAACAAAAGUGCCGCACACAAGGCUCGCCAUGUUCACGGAGACCUUUCAGCUGCACAACACCCCAAAAUCCCUCAGGUCAUUCACCCAGUCAAGUUAUACUGGCCGAAAUCCAGAUGUUUCGAUUAUCUGUACCAGGACGCAGAAAUGCUGCUGCGCAACUAUCCUAUCCAAGCGACCAUCUGCCCUUACGAAGACUCCAGCAGCGAUGAAGACAGCGAUGAUGAAGAGGAGGACACAGAGAAGGAGCUGAACUAA